AUGAUUGAUAAUAAGGUUAAAGAAGAGGUAGUAGUAGAUACAUUGGUUGAUCGUGUAUCUAAAGUGUUGGUAACAACACCAAAUGAUGUCAAAGAUGUCAAUAUAGACAACAAGAACAACAACAUUGGUGCCACAUCAUCUCCAUCACCAUCACCAUCACCAUCAACAUCAACAAAUGAAACAAAUGAAUCAAAUGAAUCAAAUGAAACAGAGAAUGCAGAGGAGGAUGAGGAAGUCAAUUUGGAUACAUCUGAUAGACCUUUGGCUUAUGUCGAGCGUAUUGUUGCUAUUACACCUAUUGCUGGUGCAGAUGCAAUUGAGACUGCGACUGUACGUGGUUGGAACGUCAUUGUGAAGAAGGCACUAUAUAAACCAGGCGAUCUGGUCAUUUAUGUAGAGAUUGAUUCAGUUCUGCCACCUUGGCCGUACUUCAUUCAGGAUCGAUUGGACAAGUGCAACUUCAAGAUCAAGACCAUCAAGAUGAGAGGUCAGAUCUCACAGGGAUAUUGUAUUCCUGUUCGUGAGUUAUUGAACCAUCCAAAGAAGAAGAUACAGGCUACAUAUAAUGUUGACAACGAUGUCGAAUCUGGUUUGAAGGAGGUGGCCGUGUUGCCAGGUCCUGGACUGAAGGACAACACACCAGAGGUGUUUAAGAUGGAGAUUGGAUGUGAUGUCACACAAUUGAUUGGCAUCAGAAAGAUUGUGGACCAUCCUGCACAUGGUGGACAGGGCAUCUUUAGAGCUUUGAUGGGUCAUCUGAAGCCAUUCCCAAGUUUCUUGCGCAAGACAGAUCAGAGUAGAAUCCAGAACAAACCAAACUACGCAACAAAGUACGCAGACAUGGAAUUUGAGAUCACAGAGAAGCUGGAGGGAUCGUCCAUCACGGCCUUCCACUACAAUGGACGCAGUGGAGUUUGUUCUCGCAACUAUGAGAUGAACUUUGACGAUGGUGGCGCACCAGAUAUCGCCAAGCUCAUGAUCAACGAGCUCAAGAUACUGGAGAGACUGGAUACGGCCAAGUUGAACGUGGCUUUGCAGGGCGAGAUGAUUGGACCCAAGAUCCAGGGCAACAUUUAUGGCAUCAAGGAGUUGGAGUGGAAAUGCUUUGACGUGUGGUUCAUCGAUGAGAACCGCUACGCCACGCACUCAGAGCGAGUUGACGUGCUGAAGCAGAUCGGUCUGUCCUGGGAGAACAAUGGAGUGCCCUUCAUCGGCAUGUUCAAGAUGUCCAGUGUCAAAUCAAUCAAGGAGAUUCUGGAGAUGGCCAAUGGAUUCUCAGUGCUCAAGGGCACCAAACCAAAGGUGUUGCGAGAGGGUAUUGUCUUCAAGUCCACAACCAUUUGUGGACGUGGACAUGUAAUCUCAUUCAAAUCAAUCAGCAACCAAUACUUGUUGAAGAAAUAG
Molecule: messenger RNA, 1404 nt
Organism: Acytostelium subglobosum LB1
Lineage: Eukaryota; Evosea; Eumycetozoa; Acytosteliales; Acytosteliaceae
Exons: 2
Coding region: 1-1404 (467 amino acids)
Source: RefSeq, a predicted model, not a curated record